AUGAUAGAUACGCUAUGGGAUCUGGGCCUCGUGGACAUCAAGGGGCCUCGUGGACAUCAAGGGGCUCGGGACAUCAAGGGGCCUCGUGGACAUCAAGGGCCUCGUGGACAUCAAGGGGCCUCGUGGACAUCAAGGGGCCUCGUGGACAUCAAGGGGCCUCGUGGACAUCAAGGGGCCUCGUGGACAUCAAGGGGCCUCGUGGACAUCAAGGGGCCUCGUGGACAUCAAGGGGCCUCGUGGACAUCAAGGGGCCUCGUGGACAUCAAGGGGCCUCGUGGACAUCAAGGGGCCUCGUGGACAUCAAGGGGCCUCGUGGACAUCAAGGGCCUCGUGGACAUCAAGGGGCCUCGUGGACAUCAAGGGGCCUCGUGGACAUCAAGGGGCCUCGUGGACAUCAAGGGGCCUCGUGGACAUCAAGGGGCCUCGUGGACAUCAAGGGGCCUCGUGGACAUCAAGGGGCCUCGUGGACAUCAAGGGGCCUCGUGGACAUCAAGGGGCCUCGUGGACAUCAAGGGGCCUCGUGGACAUCAAGGGGCCUCGUGGACAUCAAGGGGCCUCGUGGACAUCAAGGGGCCUCGUGGACAUCAAGGGGCCUCGUGGACAUCAAGGGGCCUCGUGGACAUCAAGGGGCCUCGUGGACAUCAAGGGGCCUCGUGGACAUCAAGGGGCCUCGUGGACAUCAAGGGGCCUCGUGGACAUCAAGGGGCCUCGUGGACAUCAAGGGGCCUCGUGGACAUCAAGGGGCCUCGGGAGGGGCCUCGUGGACAUCAAGGGGCCUCGUGGACAUCAAGGGGCGGGGCCUCGUGGACAUCAAGCCCCCAUGCUCCACCCGAGGCCCCCAUGCUCCACCCGAGGCCCCCAUGCUCCACCCGAGGCCCCCAUGCUCCACCCGAGGCCCCCAUGCUCCACCCGAGGCCCCCAUGCUCCACCCGAGGUCCCCCAUGCUCCACCCGAGGCCCCCCCCAUGCCCCACCCGAGGCCCCCAUGCUCCACCCGAGGCCCCCAUGCCCCACCCGAGGCCCCCCCCCAUGCCCCACCCGAGGCCCCCCAUGCUCCACCCGAGGCCCCCAUGCUCCACCCGAGGUCCCCCAUGCUCCACCCGAGGCCCCCCCAUGCCCCACCCGAGGCCCCCCAUGCUCCACCCGAGGUCCCCCAUGCUCCACCCGAGGCCCCCCCCAUGCCCCACCCGAGGCCCCCAUGCUCCACCCGAGGUCCCCCAUGCUCCACCCGAGGCCCCCCCCAUGCCCCACCCGAGGCCCCCCAUGCUCCACCCGAGGUCCCCCAUGCUCCACCCGAGGCCCCCCCCAUGCCCCACCCGAGGCCCCCCAUGCUCCACCCGAGGCCCCCCCCAUGCUCCACCCGAGGCCCCCCCCCCAUGCCCCACCCGAGGCCCCCCAUGCUCCACCCGAGGCCCCCCAUGCCCCACCCGAGGCCCCCCAUGCUCCACCCGAGGCCCCCCAUGCUCCACCCGAGGCCCCCCAUGCCACACCCGAGGCCCCCAUGCUCCACCCGAGGCCCCCCCCAUGCCCCACCCGAGGCCCCCCAUGCUCCACCCGAGGCCCCCAUGCUCCACCCGAGGUCCCCCAUGCUCCACCCGAGGCCCCCCCCAUGCCCCACCCGAGGCCCCCCAUGCUCCACCCGAGGUCCCCCAUGCUCCACCCGAGGCCCCCCCCAUGCCCCACCCGAGGCCCCCAUGCUCCACCCGAGGUCCCCCAUGCUCCACCCGAGGCCCCCCCCAUGCCCCACCCGAGGCCCCCCAUGCUCCACCCGAGGUCCCCCAUGCUCCACCCGAGGCCCCCCCCAUGCCCCACCCGAGGCCCCCCAUGCUCCACCCGAGGCCCCCCCCAUGCUCCACCCGAGGCCCCCCCCCAUGCCCCACCCGAGGCCCCCCAUGCUCCACCCGAGGCCCCCCAUGCCCCACCCGAGGCCCCCCAUGCUCCACCCGAGGCCCCCCAUGCUCCACCCGAGGCCCCCCAUGCCACACCCGAGGCCCCCAUGCUCCACCCGAGGCCCCCCAUGCCCCACUCGACGCCCCCAUGCUCCACCCGAGGCCCCCAUGCUCCACCCGAGGCCCCCCAUGCCCCACUCGACGCCCCCAUGCUCCACCCGAGGCCCCCCAUGCCCCACUCGACGCCCCCAUGCUCCACCCGAGGCCCCCCAUGCCCCACUCGACGCCCCCAUGCUCCACCCGAGGCCCGCUAA
Molecule: messenger RNA, 2202 nt
Organism: Oncorhynchus kisutch (coho salmon)
Lineage: Eukaryota; Metazoa; Chordata; Actinopteri; Salmoniformes; Salmonidae
Product: extensin-like
Exons: 3
Coding region: 1-2202 (733 amino acids)
Molecular function (GO): oxidoreductase activity
Source: RefSeq, a predicted model, not a curated record